AUGGGUAUUUUCAGAUUCAUUUCUAUCUCUCUUGCGGCUGUGUCCGCGGCCAAUGCUGGCCACAUUCUUUCUAUGGGUCAUGCAAAGACCAUUCCCAACUCCUACAUUGUUGUGAUGAAGGAUGGCACCACUGAAGAAGAUUUCACUCACCAUCAGAGCUGGGUCCAGUCCAUCCAUACUCACAACGUUACCCGCCGUGGCCUUCUCGAUAAUGCCGGAGUGAGACACAAAUAUGGCUUCGGCAGCAUGAUGGGAUACGCCGGACUUUUCGACGAAGAUACCAUUAAAGAUAUCUCCGAUGACCCCAAGGUCAUGUUUGUAGAGCCUGACACUACCAUCACUAUCCACGGAGAACUUACGCAAAAUGACGUCCCAUCUUGGGGUCUUGCCCGUAUCUCCAGCCAACGCCCCGGAACCGAAGAUUAUACCUACGAUAGCUCCGCUGGUGAGGGUAUCACUGUCUAUAGCGUCGACACUGGUGUCGAUAUUCACCACGAAGACUUCGAGGGCCGUGCUUCCUGGGGUACCAACAUGAUCGAGGACGGUUACGACAAGGAUGGAAACGGCCACGGCACUCACACUGCUGGUACCAUGGUCGGCAAGACCUUUGGUAUUGCUAAGAAGGCCAAGGUCGUUGCAGUCAAGGUUUUGGACAACAAUGGCAGCGGCCCUACCAGUGGUAUCAUUGCUGGCAUCAACUGGUGUGCCCAGCAUGCUAGCCAGAAUGGUGGUACCGAUAAGGCUGUCAUAAACAUGUCUCUUGGUGGAGGCUCCAGCUCUGCCCUCAACCGUGCUGCCGCUCAGGCCGUCCAGAAAGGCAUGUUCCUUGCUGUUGCUGCCGGAAACGAUAACCAGGAUGCUCGCACCAGCUCCCCUGCUUCCGAAGACACUGUCUGCACCGUUGGUGCCUCCGCUGAGAAUGACGAACGCUCCUCUUUCUCCAACUGGGGUCCUGCUGUUGAUCUCUUCGCUCCUGGUUCCAACAUCGUCUCUACCCGUCCGGGCGGCGGUUCCCAGUCUAUGUCUGGUACCUCCAUGGCUUCUCCUCACGUCGCUGGUCUUGGCGCCUACAUUAUGGCUCUUGAGGGUAUCUCUGGUUCCGCUGUUUGCGACCGUCUGAAGCAACUCGGUACCUCUUCUGUCACCAACCCUGGCCCAGGUACCCGUACCAACAUCCUCAUCAACAACGGCGACGCAAAGAAUGGCGGCAAGAAGCCAUCCCAGCCAUCCCAGCCACCCAAGCCAUCCCAGCCAUCCAAGCCUCAACAGCCAUCUGAGCCUCAAGAGCCAUCUGAACCCCAAGAACCAGCCCCAGGCCAGCCCGCUCCCGCUCCCGCCCCCGUUCCUCAGCACCCUCACACUCCAUUCCCCAACGAUGACUUCAACUUUGAUGAUUUCUGGAAGAAGUACUUCGGUACCGACCAUUGGCGCAAGACCUUCGGCAGAUUCUGGAACUAA
This is a messenger RNA of Microsporum canis CBS 113480, 1458 nucleotides long. Its product is annotated as alkaline proteinase. The record is from RefSeq and is a predicted model, not a curated record. Lineage: Eukaryota; Fungi; Ascomycota; Eurotiomycetes; Onygenales; Arthrodermataceae. The transcript has 3 exons. The coding region runs from base 1 to 1458 and encodes 485 amino acids. Gene Ontology annotation, biological process: proteolysis. Gene Ontology annotation, molecular function: serine-type endopeptidase activity.